AUGAGCACACAGAAUAUUAACAUCACUGGGUUGCCGGUGCAUGGACAGGAAGAUAUUGAAAAUGGUAAAGAUAUUGGAGAUAAUAUCGGCAGGUUGCCAGAGAUUACUUUCGAGAAGCAUGAUUUUAAGUCCAGUAAGAAUCGGUAUGCAUCUGGGCAAUCAGUGUUGUCGAAUUUAUCAUUUAAAUCUUCAUUUGUACCUUCGAGAAUCAAUUCACAAGGUGCGUCACAAUCUUUACAAACUAGUAAUCCCAAUGAGGAUAUAAACAGUUCCGGGCAGAAUCGAUUGGCCUAUAUGACUCAACAGAUUCAGUCACCUGCCAUGCAUUCUAUCAGAAAAAAAGGGUUCCAGAUGUCGAAUGACUCUAGUUCCUCUCUGGCACAGAAUAAUGCUACAAAUAGCUCCGAAACAUCUAGUAGGAACGAAAUAGGCAUGAAAGAGCCGUUCACAGAUGAUAAUAGGAUUGAGAAUGUCGAUUCAUUGACACGCUCAUCAUUGACGGAAAUUAAAGAGAAACCAGAGUCUCCAAGGAGAACGUGUAAUGUGGAGGAUGAUGCAACCGAGGAUAACGAACAAUUACAGAAAGAGCUAACACAGAUGGCUUUGAAAAAUCUUUCUAAUAUAAAAGGUCUUAACAUUUCAAAUGCUUUUGCAGGGAUUACUACUCAAGCUUCAAAUUUGCACAAUUCAAAUACUGAAAAUGAAGAUGGGAAAUUGUCAUCGAGUCAUAACAUUCAAUUGGAUAAUAAUGGUAUAAAUAACACCAGUUCUGAUUCAAUGGUUCACUUACAAUUCGGCAAAAAGAAAGUUUAUUUGGAUUCAACAUCGCAAUUAAAACACACGAAUCCCUAUGGAAUGAAUGUUGACCAUAAUACCGAACAAAUCCCUCAUACUCAAGUUGGCUUCUCCCCAUACAAGUUUAAUAGUAUUCACACAUCUCCCAUUAAUAAAAAUAAUCACAGCACAGAUAAUCUUACAAGUGAUAACAGUUCCAUCAAUAAAAUAGGAAAUACAAAUAAUAUCAACACCAUGUCACUCCCCGUUCAUACCGACAAUAAAUUAACAAACUCAAUUAGCAUAGACAACAGCAUAAAUAAUAAAACUGAUACAUUUCAUAUGGCGGGGCAGUUGGAACCAGCAAGAGGAAAAAAAUAUGUAAAACAAAUUAACAAUCCUAAGAAACCACUUUAUAUACCAGCAGUGUUGAGAAAUACAUCAGAAACCAAUAUUACAAAUGAUGAUGUUAUCUGGUCAAGUGCAGUUCAUUCUACGCCAUAUAAACAUUUGUCUUAUAAUGGUGGCAGUCAUAAUGAUGGACUUUCAACAAGAGGUAGUAUACACUCCGCAAGUUCACAUCUAAUCGAGACUUAUAAAAAGAGAAUUACUUCUUUAUUCUCUGUAAGUAGCAAUGAUAAUUAUUCUACAAAUACUCAAAAUGACUUGGAUAGGAAUAUAAAUAUAUCAUUUGAAAAACCAGAACUACCAACAAAGGAGCAUUGGAUAGCAGAUUCAAAAAGAAAUUCUUGUAAGUAUUGCCAUAAAUUAUUCACAUUUUGGGAAAGAAAACAUCAUUGCAGGAAAUGUGGUGAUAUAUUUUGCCAACAACAUUUGACACAUUGGUUAUAUUUAAAUUCAGACGCUCAAUAUGUCAUAGGAGGUGGUAGCGGUAUGGGUACUCUUUCAAAAGUAUGCGAUGCCUGCGCUGAAGAAUACGAAACGUUAAUAAAGAGCAAUGAUUUAUCAAAGUUAAAAAUUCUCGAAAAUGGGAACAUCAUUUCAAACAUUGACAAAGAUGGCGUAGAAAAUAGCAACUCAUCCAAAAAUAGCCAAGUUAAGAGAAGUAUCAACAAGUCUUUCAACUUGACCAAUUCAGGUAAUAAUGCAAUUGAUAUUAAUAAAGAUGAUGAAGGAGAUAAAGAAAAAGCGGAUGAUAUUGUAAAUAGUUUUGUUGGAUCUGUCCCAGUGGAUUGGAAUUGGAGUAGUUUUUAA
Tetrapisispora phaffii CBS 4417 is the source of this 1989-nucleotide messenger RNA. RefSeq names its product Pib2p (gene PIB2). Lineage: Eukaryota; Fungi; Ascomycota; Saccharomycetes; Saccharomycetales; Saccharomycetaceae. The record is from RefSeq and is a predicted model, not a curated record. Gene Ontology annotation, biological process: protein transport to vacuole involved in ubiquitin-dependent protein catabolic process via the multivesicular body sorting pathway; protein targeting to vacuole. The coding region runs from base 1 to 1989 and encodes 662 amino acids. Gene Ontology annotation, cellular component: ESCRT-0 complex. Gene Ontology annotation, molecular function: phosphatidylinositol-3-phosphate binding; ubiquitin binding; metal ion binding. The transcript has a single exon.